UUUUAUCCAAAGCGACUUACAAAAGUGCAUUUAAAUUAUUAUUAUUAUCAGUGGACAUGUCGCUAUGCUGUUUAUGUACGCAAAACACUGUGCAUUUAUUGACUGCUAUUGCUAACAAUGGUUAGCCCGCAUGUUUCUUUGUUUCUUACAUAUUCUCUCUCUGGAAAGUGGAACACUCUGAGGUGGCGUCACUUGUAAAUGUAACGUAGCAGAAGCAGGCAACCGCCUGAGAACAGCUGUUUACAUCACGGUCUCUCCAUGCUUGGUACUGGUGAAGGAGUAACACAAUUUUUAUUCAAAUUUGAAAGCCAUAGGGCUAAAUAUUAGACACAGUGUUUUCUUAAUCCAGAUUUAGACUAAAACCAAUUUUGGAAGAUUAACAACUACUUAAGGCCAGGCUGAAUGAUCCAUAUUACUGAGAAAAUCUAAUCCUGUUUUUCUUGUGCCAUAAUCCACAUCCCCACAACAUAUGUAGAUGUAUGAUUUUCUUGAGUUACAGAGAGAGAGGGCAAACACUGGGAAAACAUGAGACUUUAAUGAGAGUUGGUUUGUUGUAGGGCCCCCUGUGUCCCUUUUCCCUGGGGCCCCAAAGAGCCUUGAAGCACCCCUGGCCGUUGAUGACUUCACGAUAUAACAAUUAAUUUUCUUGUUUUCAGAAUAAAGUUGUGUGAAGAGACUCAACAUGUUCCCCUGUAAUCUGUGCUGAAUGGGAUAAACCCCCACUACUCCUGUAGGAAGCUGUGAAACACAGUCAAAGUAGGCGGGGGCUUAUUGAUGUUUUCUGUGCCAUGAUUGGCUAGCGAGUGUCGGCGCUGCCAUUCAUUGGCUCCCAGUUCUGUUGUGGGCGGAGUCACGAGCGCUCCCAGGCAGGUAUGUGUGUAGUGAGACUCCGGGAGUCGGCUCGUGUCCAGAGUGGGCGAAGAUGGCGUCGAACAAGAAGGGUGGUGGGAGCAGCAGGCUGGAGAAAGGUGUGAAUGGAAGACGCUCGACCAAACACAGAGAAAGUCCAGUGGCUGACAGUGACCGGAACCAUCUCAACAGAGAGGAGACAGACAAGGACAAAGCCUUGAACUCAGAAGCUGCUGUGAUGGACACCAAGGCAGUGUUUGCGGCCCUGUACGGGGUGUGCGAAGAAAACACCACAUUCUUCUCCGGAGGAGGCAAGGGGUCGCAGGGAGAUGCGGCGCGGCGGCUGGUGGAAGCAAUGAGCUCCAUCCAGGAGCACGCUCGCAGUCUGGAGCCCGUCGUCUCUGGCUUCGCCGCCGUUUACCACCAUUUUGACUUUGACCCACACAUACCUGCUAACGGCUAUCGUUCAUUAGUCAAGGUGGUGCGUUGCUGCCUUCUCCACAUCAUCCACAAGGGGCGCUACAUCACUGCCAACCGCCGCAGCAUCUUUUUCCGAUUAGCACACAACGCGGGGGAGAUGGAGGCCUACUGCAAUGCCCUGUGCCAGCUGCGCGCCCUGCUGUACUUGGCUCAGCGUAUGCUGCACGACAACAGCCACGGUAACCUGUUUUUCCAGGACGAAAGUGGCCUCAGCGAGAGCUUUGUCCGUGAAUACUCGUCCAUGCACAAGGGCUGCUUCUACGGCCGCUGCCUGGGCUUUCAGUUUACUCCAGCUAUCCGGCCCUCCCUCCAGACCAUUGCUAUUGGUCUUGUGGCCUUUGGAGAAAACUACAAGCGUCACCAGUCAGGAAUAGUGGAGGCAGGAGGUAUUGCACCAUAUGGUGUAGCAGCCAGCUCUUUCUUCACCUCAGGGAAAUACGCCAUUGAUCCGGAGUUGAGAGGGGCAGAGUUUGAGCGCAUUACCCAAAACCUUGACGUUCAUUUUUGGAAGGCCUUCUGGAACAUUACUGAGACUGAGGUCCUGUCGAGUCUCGCCAGCAUGACAUCCACCACAGUUAAGGUGAACCGGGCUCUCUCCGUGCCCCCUGUGCCCUUUGACCUUCCCUUGGCAGCCAAUCACAGAGCGUCUGUAACUAUAGCUCCACCGUCGGCUCACAUCGGCACCGCUCCGGUCCAGAUGAGGCUCAUCUCUUAUGACUUGCGUGAAGGACAGGACAGUGAAACUCUUCUAUCUCUCUGCCGCUCUGAGGGAGGAGCCAUCUCUCUGUCGCUGGGGCUGAAAGCCAAGCGCCUCCCUUCUUCUCCGUGCUUGCUGCUCCACUUCCAUGGAGGAGGCUUUGUGGCGCAGACCUCCAAGUCACAUGAGCCUUAUCUGAAGAGUUGGUCCCAGGACCUUGGCGUCCCCAUCUUGUCAGUGGACUACUCUCUGGCUCCUGAGGCCCCCUUCCCGAGGGCGUUGGAGGAGUGUUUCUAUGCUUACUGCUGGGCUCUGAGAAACCACCACCUAUUAGGCUGGACUGGAGAGAAAAUAUGUCUGGCUGGGGACAGUGCGGGAGGCAAUCUGUCCUUGACUACAUCGAUGCGCGCUGCUGCCUUUGGCGUGCGAAUGCCAGAUGGUAUCGUGGCAGCCUACCCAGCUACCCUGCUGACUGCCUACGCAUCGCCCUCUCGUCUACUCACACUUAUGGAUCCCCUGCUUCCACUCAGUGUGCUCUCCAGGUGUCUCAGCGCCUACGCAGGCAAUGAGCCGCAGACUGAGAAGCAGGUAGAGAAAGUGAGCACACUGAGCCUGGUGAGGAGAGACACGGCACUGCUGCUGCGAGAUUUCCGACAGGGAGCCUCCAACUGGAUCCACUCGUUCCUGGAUUCCAGCAGAGCCUCGUCUUCUCCCAGCGAAGCUGCAGAGGCGACACCAGGAGCCACUGAUGCAAUGAGAAAGAGCGUCUCAGAGGCAGCCUUCUCCUCUCCUCAUGCCGACCCUCCCGUCGCCGCCGAGGUCUCCGAGUUCGCCACCAGGAAAUUAUCUGUAAAGAGCCAGACAUGCCAGGACCUGGGAGCUCACAACAGCAAAUCCACUUUCCAAAUUGCACCACUGAUCUCUGAGGAGGACACUACAGAGGAUGUGAAUUUCUUCCUCUGCAAGGACCCAGACCCCUCUGUGUUGAGUGACCUGUCUUUGGUGGCUAUACCGCCACCUGCUGGGGAGGAGGUGUCUGAGUCUGCGGUCUCGAGAGAGUUUCCACGGGGUUUUGAGCCACUGCGUUCAGAGCAGCUGGCCGAGAUGAGGAUGCAGAGCUCUCCUGUGGUCAAAGAUCCUUUCUGCUCGCCUCUUCUGGCCCCUGAUAGUUUGCUGAAAGGACUGCCUCCUGUUCACAUAGUGGCAUGUGCGUUGGACCCCAUGCUGGACGACUCCGUCAUGUUUGCCAAGCGUCUAAGGACCCUGGAUCAGCCCGUUACUCUGUGUGUGGUGGACGACCUCCCCCACGGCUUCCUCAGCCUCUCGCAGCUCUCCAGGGAGACGAGGGAGGCCGCCAACGUCUGCGUGGAGCGGAUUCGCGCCGUCUUCACCCAGGAGGACACUCCCCCGGAGCCACGCAAGCACCGGAAGCUGGAACGGACCGACGGGGGUCUGUCAGCCUUUCCCGGAGAAGCGGCCUCUCUCUUCAUUGGACCCGUUGAAGAAGAGGAGGACGCUGUCGGGCGCGGGGUCAAAGUUAUUGACGAAGAGGACUUAGUUACUGUUGCGGCCCAGAGCAACACUGAUGCUGGUGAAAUUGGAGCUUAAAUGAGGUUAGAUUUAAAUUAAGGGACUGCUAUUCACCCGUGGAGUGAAGGAAGAGACUAAAUCAAAGUAAGACAAAUGUAGGCAGUUUUGUGCCUAAAAGAAGGAACGAUAAAACACAGAAGGAAGGAAGGAAGGAAGGAAGGAAGGAAGGAGGUGAUAAAGGGGAGUGCUGGGCUUUUAGGACGGAAAUCUAACCAUAACACUCCAGUGAAAACAGAAGAGAUCUAACCAUAACACUCCAGUGAAAACAGAAGAGAUCUAACCAUAACACUCCAGUGAAAACAGAAGAGAUCUAACCAUAACACUCCAGUGAAAACCCACGAAAGACACGUUUAAGAAUAACGUGGUCAUUUAGAAGCUACUUAGAUCUAGGACAGCACUCACACACACAUGUAGCGCACAUUUACAGUAAGUAACAGAGCUGCUGUCGGGUUUAAGCAGAGCAGAAGAUUUCUGGAGACGAAGCCUGAAUGGUUGAUUCAUUGAGGCCGAGCCAGUGGUCUGUGGCCCCGGUGAGAAGACCGUGGGCACAUUUUACGCUUCUGUAUCCAGUCGUCUCCCAUCAAAAUGGCCACUUGUCCUUUACAGAGCUGCUCUAAAUCACAUUUAAUAGCUGCACACUGUGUUCUCCAUUACAGUGGUUUGGCAUUCAAUACAGCUCACUCAGUGAAUAAUAAAUGUGUUGACUUUCUCUGUAAUAGAAUUACCAAGCUGAAACACAAAGACGAGCUCCAAAAACUGGACAGACUCAUUUUGCUUAUGUUUUGUUUGCAGGUUUUAAUCUCGUCAGCAACACUAUGCAGUAGUAUUACUUUUGUUAUUUAUAUCUUUUCUGUUUUAUAAACAGUAUAAUCAUUAGAUUUAUAUGUUCUUAUUUGCCCUGUAUACAUUUUUGAACGUGUGAAAUAUUUGACCUCUGCCUCUUUAGCCACAGCUGCUCCGACAUCACUGGACUUGUUGUCAGUGAUGCACACUGAUGACUUAGUUUCCGGUCAUCUCUCCAGAUACUGCCUGGUGCUUUAUUUUUAUUUUAUUUUUAGUGUUGAUGUUUGUUUGUUUGUUGUUAUGCAAAUGUUGCAUUGAGUGAAUUUUGUGGAGUUGCACUGAGAUGCGUUAUCCUCCAAACAUGGACACUACAUGCUUGAAAACGUGGCUCCCGUGGAAAUGGGUCUUUUGAAGAAGUCUCAUCAACAAUCAUCCGUCGUAGGAGCCUGAAAGAGACAUCCUUUUUUAAAAAAGAAAACUGAAUAUAGUCGCUUGACCUUCUCCCUCGGCAGAACUGUAGAGUAGAGGGAGAGAGAUAGUGGCAGCACAAAGCUCAGCCCUGAGCUAUCAAUACAUAUUUUAGACUUCACUGCACUGAUUUACUCCCUCGUUGUUCCUGUUCCUCACCAGGUGUUAUUGCUUAAACUGAUCGUUCUUUCUUUCUUUUUUGAAGUGGAGGGUUUGGGGAACUAACCUGAGACAGUGGGGACAGACGGAGACUUACCUGUGUGUGUUGUCUCAGAAUGCAUUUGUUGCUUUAUUUUGUCACUCUCACACACACACACGUCCUUAGAGAUAGUAAGUGUUACUGCUGCCUCGUGAGACUUGGGUAAAUCCACACACUGAAGUCUGAAAAAUAACACACUUCAGCAUCAACCACUCCUGUGUCCUGUCAUGUUAAAACACUGACUGAUUUAACAUGACAAAGACUGAGGGAGUGUGGUGUGAUGAGUGAAGCAGUCAGCGACGCAGACUUUAGUUUCCUGUUGAAAAAGUCUGUCAGGAUUCGUACCUUUAACUUAACAGCUUCAGAGUCACUGUGACGGGUCAGUGCUUUGUUGUGGGGAGACUUGUCUCCACGCCCCCUACUGUCUGUUUGCAGAAAACCAGCCUCAUCGUCCUCAUAAUCAGGAGGUUUUCAAAGUCUCGGGUCUUGAUAGUGUUAUUAUAGACGUACGUCAUGGAAGAAAACAACACAGACGCAUUCACGUGUCACGCUGACUCCGUGUCAGUCAUCACUCUUCAAAAGAACCCCGAACUAUCCUGUGAACAUGCGUCUGCACAUGUUUGCAGUGUGUGUGUCAGGCGACAGGAGUUCCCGCCUGACAGCCACUUUCCACAGAUCACUUCCUGUAAGGAAGGGCUUAAGGACACUGACCAAGAAUACAGAUUAUAGUAGUUGUUGUGUAAAAGCCGCUGAACUUGUGAUUGAAUGACUGCCAACGCUGGCAGUUGAAAAGUCUUAUUUUUGAGCCUGAGCGCGAUGCCACACGAGCACUUUAGAGUGCAGUAAAAUGUCCUUCAGCGUGUCUGCCCCUCUAUCAGCUGCAACUAAAUAUAGAUGCCAACAAUGCUGCCACUGUGAUGCCCUUGCCUUGGUAACAUUGCUGGGGUUGCCAGGUCUGUAGAUGCUGCUGCUGCUGCUGCUGCUGCUGUGUGAUGAAUAGGAUUUAGCUGACGCUCGGAGUUCAGAAUCCUCCCACCUCAUCUGAAGAAGAGCAGGAUAUUCUGCGGCAAAGUCAGGCUACAAGAUUAGACCAGUGCUCACUUCUGUCAGCUGCGAGUAUUACUGCAAUAUUGUUGGUCAGAUUGAUGAAGGGGAACCAAAGCCGAGACGAGGAGGGAGAAGUCGUACGCUCGUCCUGUCAAAUAUGCACAGACGAGAGGCUGUCUAUGCUGACUCUGCACUUUCACAGUCGUUUGUUUGUCAACAGUGUAUUUUAGGCUUAAACCUGUGUUGACUUUUUCUUUUUCUUUGCUUGGUGCAUGUGGCACGUGGCUUUAGAGGAGCUGUACCAUACUGGAACCCUGUAUUUAGCGUCGUUACCCAACCAACUGUGCCUUUCUUUGUUGCUUAUCUCUCUUAGCAACAGCAAAACAUGGUAAAGCUGUGAAAAACGAGCCUAAACUUCUCAACUUUGGCAGUUUUAUGUGUGUUUUUUCACUAUCUCACACCCGGCACAAAGCAGUGCACACUACAUGUGUCUAGUACCCAUUUGUCAAUGUGCACAAUAGUGUUUAGUGUGUGAUAAACGUAGAGAUGGAACGACAGUUAACAGUGGAGACACAGUUGUUAGCUGUUAGUCUGAUCUCUGCAGCACAGCACAACUGGUUUACGAUAAAUCCACUUCUUCAACACUAACUCGGUCCAUGAAGGCCGGCAGGUUUCAUUACUCAGUAGAGUUGUUUUUAAAGUGUCACAUGAAUGAUAUUGCUGUGUUUUCACCCUCUUCUGACUCUCGACAUUGAUGCUCGUCGCUGCCGACAGACCAGAGCACGUGUGCUGUCGUGGACAGUUUUAUUUUCAGUGUUACCUUUUAGUUUACUUUAGUUUUCUCGUUGGAGACCCAGACGCCGUCGUGUUGUUGCUCCACUGAUGCUUACGUGUGUGUGCGCUAAGCGUAAAUGUGUGUGUGCUCUGUGGUUGUCAGUGUUGCUGCCUCACCGUGUCUCUGUGUGUGUGUGUGUAUGUGUAUAAUCCACAGUGUAUCCGUCUAAUCCUGACAGACUUAGAGGUUUUUAUUGCCCAAUAUGUCGAUGUUUUUUGAUUAUCUACUGUUUUCCCCUCUGAAAGCUGCUCUCACUAGAGGUUUUCUUUAUCCUGAGUAGGUUUUAAUGUAGUGCGAUGCAAAAAAAAUGCAAUGCCGCUGCUGCUGCUGCUGCUGCUGCUGCUGCUGCUGCUGCAAACUUGAACAAGGUAGUUUAAUGGUUACCUCAUUGUUUUUACAGUCAUGCAAUGCACACCAGAUGCACACUGUUGUACAGCUGCAGUUGGCAGGAUCACUGUUGAUAUGGAAAUACUCGCAGCUCGCUGUGCUCAUUUCAUAUGCAACAGAGAAACCAAGGGAAUCCCUUAUCUCUGGAACGCUCUGUUGAUAAGGACAUGGGUUUAUGGACUGCUUUCACACUGGCUGCAUGUCUCCCUUGUUUGUUACAACGCCACCUGCUGUCGGCCACCAGCAGCGUUGUGGACACUACAGAACUAGCAGAACGAUAAGCGAGUAAUGCCGGUAACGUGACGUCGUCCUCAAAGUCUGUCCACCAGAAAGUUAACAUGAAAACACAUCGUGAAACAAGCCGUAGACUCUGCAGCCUCUAUUUUCUUUUCGCUUCCUCUACGUUCACGACCCACAUGUGGAGGGUUUUUUUUUUUGGUUCCUUAAUAUGCAAUAACGUGUCAGACUUCAUUUACCAAACCUCUUAUGCACACGUUCGCUCUUGUCACGGUUUAUUUUGUGAUUUGAUUUAAGAAGUGCGUCCACGUGUAGAAAGUUUGGGAAAUUGUUGAUCAGUUUAUGCUAAAAAAAAAACAAGCCGCCUACUGCACCUUUAAGCGACCACCACUCUACUGUUUCAUUGAAAUAGUAAAAACAACAAUCAGCAUGUUGGUUCUCUCCUCUAAUAUAUGAGAUCAACUAUGGUGGAAGAUAGGAAUAAGACUGACGACGAGGUGAAACAGAAAGUCAUUCUUGACUCUGCAGCCUUUUCAAUCUUCUCUGCGACGAACACACCUUAUGCAUUUAUUUAAAUGAAAGCUGUAGUAUGGGAGUUAAGUGAAGGGUUUUAUAUUCACCAUUUUACAUAUCACUAAACUUUGUAAAUCUCUGUAAAAGAUGAUAUUGAAUAUGUUAGACUGACCUCAGUCCACUCAUAUUAUUUAGUUUCAGUCACAACCAAAGACUGCAGGAGGAGUCAGAUUGUGUAGCAGAUUGUGUUGUCCGCGCUGUUUAGUGUUUGCUGCUAAAUAGUAUGAGUGAAAAUGCAGGUGCCAGUUAUCUGCACUGUAAAAUGCUGUUCACAUCUGGAUUAGGAUUAUUAGCCUUUAAAAAAAAAAAAUCACCACAAGUGCAAACCUGUGAAUAAAAAGAAUAAUGUAUAUUAAACAAUAUACGACUCAUGUAGAUAUUUUUUUAUUUUCAGAUUUGUGAAUCAGAUUGAUUGCUGAUUUAUUGAUUUGUCUUUGUAGGUUUCAUACAAGAGAUGCUGUGUGUGACGCUGAUGCUGGUUUUUUUCUCCUGUUCAUUUUUAUCUAAAUAAAUAUAUUCUCCCAUGAA
Solea senegalensis (Senegalese sole) is the source of this 8673-nucleotide messenger RNA. RefSeq names its product lipase, hormone-sensitive b (gene lipeb). NCBI's taxonomy places the organism in Eukaryota, Metazoa, Chordata, Actinopteri, Pleuronectiformes, Soleidae. Gene Ontology annotation, biological process: triglyceride catabolic process; cholesterol metabolic process. The record is from RefSeq and is a predicted model, not a curated record. Bases 923 to 3634 code for a protein of 903 amino acids. Gene Ontology annotation, molecular function: sterol ester esterase activity; triacylglycerol lipase activity. The transcript has 16 exons. Gene Ontology annotation, cellular component: cytosol.